AUGUUGGAGUUACAAGUAGGAAAAACCGAUUACGAAGAGAAACGAAAAACCGUAAAAACAAUUGUUUUAUGGUUUCUUGCUGCUAUCGUAUAUAUUUGUGUUUAUCAUGUAUUAUUUAAUCAAAUAUAUGUUAAAGAUGCUUAUUACAUUAGUUUUUACACUCCCUCAUGUUUUUCAUAUUAUUAUUUAACGGUUAAUCUAAGUCAAAGUACAAAUACUAUCAAGGAUGAUGAUAAAAACACGGAAACCACAACGUUCGAAAAAGAUUUAUCAUUAACAUCACAAGAAUUAAAAAUAUGUUAUGACCAAAUUCAUAUGGAACAUUUACGAUUGUAUAAAGAAUUAUCGGAUAAAGGUAUAACGAUAAAAAUUAGAUAUGAAUUUUGGGAAUUAAUAAAUGUGAUUAGUAUCGAAUUUGAAGAAAAACAUUUGGAAAUUAUUAAAAGUCUUAAAUAUGUUAAAAAUGUUCAACCUGUGUCUAAACAUAGAAUCCCGAUAAAAAGAAAAAAUCCAUCAUUAGAUUCUAAAAUCGUUAAUAAAAAGAGAGUUUCACGAUGGAAACGAGAUUAUAUUUCUUAUGAUGAUAUUAAACUUGCACCUGGAGUUGAUAUAAAUUUUGUUCAUAAUUUCACUGGAGUUUUUUCAGCACGAAAAUUAUUUAAAGUAACUGGGAAAGAUAUUAAAGUAGGAAUUGUAGAUACUGGAGUGGAUUAUAAUCAUCCAGCAUUAGGAGGAUGUUAUGGACCAAAAUGUCGAGUUCAAUAUGGAUAUAAUUUUGUAGAUGGUACAUCUGACCCAUUAGAUGAAUGUAUUGGACAUGGUACACAUGUAGCAGGGAUUAUAGGUGGUAACGAUACGGGUAAAGGUGGAACUGGAUUUUUAGGAGUAGCUCCCGAUGUUACAUUUGGUGUUUAUAAAGUGCUUGACUGUAGUGGAUCUGGAGAUAAUGAUGUGAUAAUGCAAGGAAUGCAAAUGGCUAAAGAUGACGGAAUGAGUAUUAUUAAUCUUUCAAUUUCAGGAGAAGGAUGGGCAGAAUCACCGAUGGCAGAAAUGACAAAUGUUUUAGCAAAAUUUGGAAUUUUAGUGGCAGUAGCAGAUGGAAAUUAUGGUAGUGAUGGAUUAUGGGAGUCAGGUAUUCCGGCCACAGGUGCUAAUGCUUUAGCAGUUUCGUCAGUGGAUAAUUCUCACCUUUUAGUACAAAAAGCUACUGGUGAAUAUAAUAAUGUUUCGGUAGAAAUUGAUUAUAUGACAAAAUAUGUAAGACCAUUCCCACUGACAAAAGUGAAAAUAGCAGUAUACCCGAAUGAUGACUGUCCUACUGAUCUCUCAAUUUAUAAAUCAAAAAUACUUAUGAUUGAUAUUCCGAAUAUGUUGUCGACUUGUUCUCUAGAUUCUACAUCAUUACAAGAAAAUGUAGUCGGAUUAUUUGCAGUAGAAUAUAAUAUAUCAGCACCAUCUUAUCCAUCAUUAUCAAUGCCUGAUUAUUUCACUGUUCCAUAUGCAACUUUAAUUCCCAAACAAUAUUAUAAUUUAGUUAAUAUCGUAAAUAAUUAUUCAGAUUUUGAAUUAGAUUUUUCUGAUAAAUACACUUAUACUGUAAUUAAUGAAUACGGAAAAUCCCCUUCUUAUUUUACUUCGUGGGGUCCAGCUCCAGAAUUAGAUAUGAAGCCAGAAAUUUCAGCACCUGGAGGAAUAAUAUUCUCAUUAUAUCCAUUAGUAUUUGGUGGAUACUCUCUUAUGUCUGGGACCAGCAUGGCAUCACCAUAUAUUGCAGGUUCAGCAGCUUUAAUUUUAGAAAAACUUAAAGUUAAAAAAUCAUUCGAAGUAACUCGUGCAUUACUUAUGAAUUUUGCAAUUCCUACAACGGAUGUGACAAUAAAUGAAAUUGCACCAAUAUAUCAACAAGGAGUUGGAUUCAUAAAUAUUCUUAAUUCAUUAUCAUCCUCAAUUACGAUUUCCCCCAUAAAAAUUAAUUUAAAUGAUACAAUUAAUGGAAAUUUCGAUUGGCAUACUUUGAAGAUUACGAAUGAAGGAAAUUCUAGCAUAAAUUAUACCUUAGUUCAUUGUCCCGUAAUAUCAGUUAAUGGUUAUAUUAGUGGAACCAAUUUUGGUGCCUCAUUCUUUCAAUUGAGUUUUAAUAAAACAAUUACUGCUGAAGUGGAAUUUGAUAAUACUUGGAUUGAAGUUGGUCCAAAAAUGAAUGCAAGUAUUAAGGUUAAAAUUACUCCUCCUAAAAUACUUGGUUCGGAAAAACGUUGGUUUUAUAAUGGUUACAUUCAAUUUAAACCAACUGAUAAUUCUUCAACUCUUUCUAUUCCUUAUGCCGGUUUAUCUACUCCCGCAAAAGAACUUCCAAUAUUUCCUACUCCUCAAUAUCCCCAACUCUUUAAUUCAGAUUAUAAUAUAUUAUAUUCCAACACUACUUUCACCAUGAAAAAUGGUGAUAUUCCUUAUAUUGCUUAUGCCUUAGUCACUCCUACCAGAUAUUUAGCCGCUUACAUAUUAGAUAAAAAUAAAAAAUUAUUGUUUUUAUAUGCUGAUGCUGAUUACGUUUGGAAAACCACCUAUUACACUUCGUAUUCUAUACCAGUAGUAUUUUCUUGGUCAGGGGUUGAUCUUUUGAAUAACGAUUUACCGAAUGGAACUUAUUUUUUAAAGUUAAGUGCCUUAAAAUUAUUAGGGGAUCAAAACAAUAAUACCGAAUAUGAAGAUUGGAUAUCUCCAGGAAUUAUUAUAAGUAGACCAAAAUAG
This is a messenger RNA of Diversispora eburnea, 2751 nucleotides long. NCBI's taxonomy places the organism in Eukaryota, Fungi, Glomeromycota, Glomeromycetes, Diversisporales, Diversisporaceae. The record is from the annotation of a GenBank genome assembly.